GGGGGCGGGGCGGGGCGGGGCGGGCGCGCGCGCGCGAAGAUGGCCGCGCUGAGCGGGGACCCGCUGGGGCUGGAGCGGGACGUGGCGCGGGCGGUGGAGCUGCUGGAGCGGCUGCAGCGCAGUGGGGAGCUGCCCCCCCAAAAGCUGCAGGCGCUGCAGAGGGUCCUGCAGAGCAAGUUCUGCUCCGCCAUCCGCGAGGUCUACGAGCAGCUCUACGACACCCUGGACAUCGCCGGUAGCCCCGAGAUUCGGGCCCACGCCACGGCCAAGGUACCCCAAAACCCCCCCCCGGCACCCCAAAACGCCCCCCCGGCACCCCAAACCCCCCCCGGCCCACCCCAA
Phalacrocorax carbo (great cormorant) is the source of this 342-nucleotide messenger RNA. The record is from RefSeq and is a predicted model, not a curated record. NCBI's taxonomy places the organism in Eukaryota, Metazoa, Chordata, Aves, Suliformes, Phalacrocoracidae.